This is a messenger RNA of Sorghum bicolor (sorghum), 1400 nucleotides long. Its product is annotated as isoflavone reductase homolog IRL. The record is from RefSeq and is a predicted model, not a curated record. The transcript has 3 exons. Bases 169 to 1098 code for a protein of 309 amino acids. NCBI's taxonomy places the organism in Eukaryota, Viridiplantae, Streptophyta, Magnoliopsida, Poales, Poaceae. Gene Ontology annotation, molecular function: oxidoreductase activity.
CCUUAGGCUCUGGUCGGUUCCAGCUGCUGUAUUUUCCCAUAUAUAUAGUGGGGUUUGAUUCCUCAGGUACAGAAACUGACACGCCAAUCAAGAGGCUAAGCAAACUCCAUCGAUCCCGCAUUAUUGCCCGGUAGCUACUGUGUAGUAAUUAACAAUCAGGCCGGCCGGAUGGCGUCGGAGAAGAGCAGGAUCCUGGUGGUCGGCGGGACGGGGUACCUGGGCAGGCAUGUCGUGGCGGCGAGCGCGAGGCUCGGCCACCCCACCUUGGCGCUGGUCAGGGACACCGCCCCCUCCGACCCGGCCAAGGCGGCGCUGCUCAAGAGCUUCCAGGACACCGGCGUGACGCUCCUCAAGGGCGACCUGUACGACCAGGCUAGCCUGGCGAGCGCCGUCAAGGCUGCCGACGUGGUCAUCUCCACGCUCGGGAAGAUGCAGAUCGCCGACCAGGCAAGGCUCAUCGAUGCCAUCAAGGAGGCCGGCAACGUCAAGCGGUUCUUCCCGUCGGAGUUCGGCCUGGACGUGGACCGCACGGGCAUCGUGGAGCCGGGCAAGUCCGUCCUAAGCGGCAAGGUGGGCAUCCGCCGGGCCACCGAGGCCGCGGGCAUCCCCUACACCUACGCCGUGGCCGGCUACUUCGCGGGCUACGGGCUCCCCAACAUCGGGCAGCUCCUCGCCCCCGGCCCGCCCACGGACGAGGCAGUCGUCCUCGGCGACGGCGACACCAAGGUGGUGUUCGUCGACGAGGCGGACAUCGGGACCUACACGGUGCUGGCAGCCGGCGACCCGCGCGCCGAGAACAAGACGCUGUACAUCAAGCCGCCGUCCAACACGCUGUCGCACAACCAGCUGCUCUCGCUGUGGGAGAGGAAGACCGGCAAGACGUUCCGGCGGGAGUACGUGCCCGAGGAAGCCGUGCUCAAGCAGAUCCAAGAGUCGCCGAUCCCGCUGAGCAUCAUCCUGGCGAUCGGGCACGCGGGGUACGUGCGUGGGGAGCAGGCCGGCUUCGAGAUCGACCCGGCCAUGGGGGUGGACGCCAGCGAGCUGUACCCGGACGUCAAGUACACCACCGUCGAUGAGUACCUCAACCGCUUCGUCUGAUUGUCUCAACAGGCCGGACGUCGCCCGUGGCCCGCAAUGUUUGGUGUGGACGGCAUAACUAAUUGUGUGAUUCCUUAGCUAGCUACUGCUAGUCGCUAGCGACGACGUGACUACCUAAGCAUCAUUUGUCCCGCCAUGAGUGAUAGACGUGUCUGAUGGAUCUAGCGUGCCUACUUGUUUUGUACUGGUCUCAUCUUUUCAAUUAUACGCUAAUAAUAACCAGGGGCCAGUUGGUGAGGCUCCGGGUGCUGCGGCUCCGGCUCUAGGAGUAUGUGGAUCACUAUUGGAUAGCGGAAGUCCUA